Pseudomassariella vexata is the source of this 1169-nucleotide messenger RNA. RefSeq lists its product as uncharacterized. The coding region runs from base 27 to 1169 and encodes 380 amino acids. The transcript has 4 exons. Lineage: Eukaryota; Fungi; Ascomycota; Sordariomycetes; Amphisphaeriales; Pseudomassariaceae. The record is from RefSeq and is a predicted model, not a curated record.
ACAACAUCGACCCAGUACUCACUCCAAUGAGGGUCACUCCUCGCUACGAUGGCGGACUCCAGGCCGACCGCGGCCCAGAACUCACUGGAACCACAACAGCACUGUUGGUCCUCGCGACCGUUUUUGUCGGGUUGCGCUUCUGGGCCCGUUAUACGGUGAGGUACGAGCUCGGCCUCGACGAUUUGACUGUCAUGCUCGCCCUCGUCUUUGCCUUCAUCACUGGAGCUAUCAACUAUAGCAUGAUAACCCAAGGGCUCGGUCGCCAUGCGUCGACGCUGCCGUUGGAUCAGCUCACGCUGUUUUUCAAGCUACUCUUGGCGUUCGAGUGUAUAUAUGUCACGAGCAUUACGCUUGUUAAGCUAUCGCUGCUGGUCAUGUACAAACGCAUUUUCCCCGGCCGCACUUUUCGACUCGCUUCCAUUGCGCUCGGCUCCGUUAUUAUCGGGUGGUGGAUUUCCAUCGUAGCCGUGUCGGUGUUCCAGUGUAAACCCAUUUCCAAGGCCUGGCUGCCUUCGAUCGAGGGUACAUGUAUUAAUCUCAAGGCCUCAUUCAUUGGCAAUGCGGUCCCCAAUAUCCUGACCGAUAUUGGCAUCCUUUGCCUGCCGAUGACUCAAGUCUGGCACUUGAAGGUUACGUGGGCCCAAAGAAUAUCUCUCUGUGCUAUGUUCUUACUAGGAGGAUUCGUUCUCUUCGCGAGCAUAUAUCGCUUCACAACCAUUAUGCAAUUCUCCACAGCUGAUACGACAUGGACCCUCGCCACCGCCUGUACAUGGUGCGUCGUCGAAGUAGCCUGCGGUGUCAUUAGCGCUUGUCUACCAACCCUCCGCCCACUCAUGAUGAAGAUCUCAACACAAUUCGGCAGCAUAUCGCGCAAGACGGGUCUCUACUCAGGCGCCCGCAGCGGUCUACAAGGGAGCCAGGCCAUUACUGAGCUCAGGACUUUGGGAGGCGGAACAGGUGUGGCUAGUGGGACUAAGCAAUCCAAGCAGUUCACGCGCAUCGAAGAUGAGGAAAAGUACGGCGUCACGACGGUAGCUAAGGCUGAAGGGGGCCCGCGACCAAGCUAUCUGGAUAAGUCUGGGUCGGUCACGCCAAAUAGUGGGAUAAGGAUACAGGUUGAUAGGCAGUUGCAGUGGUCAGAAAAGGUGGUGGACCAGGGACCCCAUUGA